GAGUGCAGGUCCACCCCCAUGCACUCAUUUAUACACAGACCCGCAGCUGGCCUCAUCUGUACACAAGCUAGUGAUGCUAGAGACCACCUAAUGGAUACAACAGACAGAGGGCGACAUUACAAGGCUACAAGAUUCACUAGCUGCAUGGCUCGCGGUCAAAGCUGCGAUCUGACGAGCGUGUCCAGGUUGUCAUGACAACGGUCAGGGUUUGUCCGUUUCUCGGGAAAACGAGAGCAAGAGAGUGGAAAGGAGGGGUUGGUGGACGGGUGGAUGGAUGGGUGGCCUGGCGGAGCUGUGUACCACAACACGUCAUCAUCGAUUGCUGCGUUCGCUGGAUACCCAUUCUCUGCCUCGCACAUUCACCUGCCUCCCGACGCGUGUUACGUGGAUGCUGGAGGCUGAAAGGUCCGUGUACCUAGCUGGCAGACAUGAGGUAGUCACCACACAGGAAGCCUGAUCCUUGUCUUUGGUCUCUUCUUCAUCUUCCUGCUGGUUGUGACCGAGUCCCACCCUCGUACCCGUGUACAAGGCGACGGGGCUGGUAGGAAGCAGAGAGAAAGAGAUUUAGUGAGGAAGACGUGGAGCUGCGAGAUGUGGUUGCCUAGCGACCAUCAGGUGAGCAACGCGGCGCGAACGCCAGAAGAGGUCGCUUUUCUGCGGGCUGUGGAGUUCAGUGACGUCACAGCAGUACGCCGGCUGCUAGGGGACAACCCUCACCUCAACGUGGAUGCUAUCGAUGCUCUGGGCCGCACAGCGCUCCGCCUAGCGGUCAGGAACGAGAACCGUGAGCUAGUGGAGAUGCUGUUGGAGCGCUGCAGCAGCCAGAACAUCCACGAGGCGGCGCUGCAGGCCAUCAGCGAGGACCACACGUCCAUCGCGGAGCAGAUCCUGCGUCACGGCAACUACCUGGAGUUGUGCCGCAAGCGCCACAGGCUGGGCGACGUCGACGGCUUCUUCAAGACGGAGGUCGAAUCCCAGUUCUCCACCGACAUCACACCACUAAACCUCGCCGCACAGAAGAACAACUACGCCAUCGUGCAGCUGCUGCUGCUGAGAGGGGACAGCAUUCAAAAGCCUCACAAGUUUAGCUGUGGGUGUGUCGAGUGUCGCAACAGAAUGAAGUUUGACCAGCUGAGGAUGGCCAACUUCAGACUCAACGCCUACAGGGGUCUGGCCAGUGAGGCGUACAUCUCUCUGUCCAGCGAAGACCCUUUCCUUACCGCCUUCCAGCUGGCCAAGGAGCUUCGCACUUUGUCCAACGAAGAAAAACAUUUUAAAAAAGAGUACAAGGACCUGGCAAACAACCUAAGCAACUACCUGGUCAGCCUCCUGGACAAGGUUUGGACACAAAGUGAACUGGAAGUGGUACUGAACAAGGAUGAAAGUGCGGAGGCUGAUAAAAACGAAAACCUGUCCAGACUGAGGAUGGCGAUUGAUCAGAGGGAGAAAAAGUUUGUCGCCCACCCGAGUGUCCAGCAACACGUGGUGAGGAUCUGGCAUCAGGGUCUGGACGUCCUCGACACUGACAGGCUGCUCGUGCGUCUGGCCUGUCUGACCGGCCUCGUUCUUGUUUAUCCCUUCAUGGCGAUUGCACACCUCAUGUGUCCAGACUUCAAGAGGACAAAGCUGGCGAAACAGCCGAUGGUCAAGUUCAUGGGAAAUACUAUUUCAUUUUUCUUCUUUCUUCUUCUCAUCAUCCUCUCAAGCACGGAAUCGAUGAACAGAGUUUCCAACAAUAUCACACUGAACACACAGUACAAAGAAAUCGCCGAACAUUACCAGGACUACAGGAAGGCUUUGGGUUCUGACAUAGUUACAUUUGGAGAAGAUUUUCCUUUGAGACCGCGCGAGCCAACAAUGGUGGAGUUUCUUAUAACAAUCUGGAUCGCGGGGAUGCUUGUCCAGGAGCUCCAGCAGAUUGUCGAUGUCGGCGCUGGAAAACACUUCCACGACCUCUUCAACGUUCUUGACUUCUGCUUGCUGGUUGUCUACACCAGUGUCUUUGUUCUCGUCUACUGGACAAUGCACAAGUCCAAGUUAGCCAUUUCGGAGCUUCAAGGAAAAAAUGUGACAAUGCUGCUGGCUGACGGGAAGGGAACGUUACUGCACCUCUACUGGCUGAAUGAAGAUCGACUGCGGUGGGACCCCAUGGACCCCAUCAACAUUGCGGAGAGCUUGUUUGCCCUCGCCAACAUCCUGAGUUUCACCCGGAUUUGCUACCUGCUGCCGGCCAACGAGUCGCUGGGACCCAUGCAGAUCUCACUGGGACGUAUGAUCAACGAUAUCCUCCAGUUCGUAGUCUUUCUCUGCAUCGCCAUGGUGGCCUUCAUAGUCAGCCUCCGCAACUUGUAUUCCUUCUACACGGAGGAUGCACAAGGCAGCAAGAGAGCAGACGCUGCGUUUAAGACUUCCUAGCCACCUUUCGGACGGUGUUUUGGUGGAUCUACGGAAGAGGGUGAGCUGGACGCGCUGGACUCACCUGACAAGUACUACGAAACAGGACAGGUAGCCAAAGACACAGGUAACGUCAUAGCCGCCGUCUACCACAUCGCUAUCAUCCUCGUCCUCUUCAACCUGCUCAUCGCCAUGAUGGCGCGUUCGUUUGAGAAAACACUCUGGGAUGUGGACUGUGAGUGGAAGUUUGCGCGCACCCUGUUGUACAUGGAGUUUAUCUCCCCUGGUCGUGUACUUCCGGUACCUUUGAACUUACUGGAGCUAUUGCGUGACUUCAUCCAUUGGCUGGUCCAGUGCGCGCGGCGCCCCCCGGCGGGCACCCAAGAGUCUCCAGUCAAGCCCGCGCCAAGGGAAAGACGACUCGCGUACUACAACAUCACCCAAGACAUUCAAGCAAUGAGUAAAGAGAGUGGACUGGACUUCGGUGAACUCAGUCAGUCCUCACACUCGGCAAGUGUCAGCGACAGAAUAUACAAGGACACCAUACAAAUCCUUGUCCAUCGCUACAUCUUUGACAUACAGCGAGAAAUGGAGGUCGGGGCAGACGAUGCAAACGUUCUUCGUCAAACUAUCACUUGCACCAAAGCCGAACUUGUAGAAAUGAUGGAGUCGAAGGUCAAUCAGCCAAGGAGCUAUCGGAGAUCCUCAAGAUGGCGUUCUCCAAGACCUUUAUCCUUGGCAGAACAGCGCACAGUAGCUGCAGUGAGAGGCUCGGAGACGUAAACGAAGAGGAGGAAGACGAUGAUAAGAGAACAAAUUCCACGGGAAACGAGGAGUGAGAUUUGAAGGGGUCCAGCUACCAUUAUUUGUAAACCUCAUGGACUCAAGGUUCGACUUUGGUCUUACCUGCGUUGAGCCAGUAGAUGGAGUGCUCGAUGGAGGUGUCGUUCAGUGGUGUCGUCGUUUCGUUGAACGCCGUCAGCGCGG
Molecule: messenger RNA, 3381 nt
Organism: Pomacea canaliculata
Lineage: Eukaryota; Metazoa; Mollusca; Gastropoda; Architaenioglossa; Ampullariidae
Product: short transient receptor potential channel 6-like
Exons: 20
Coding region: 592-2415 (607 amino acids)
Biological process (GO): regulation of cytosolic calcium ion concentration; calcium ion transmembrane transport; manganese ion transport
Cellular component (GO): cation channel complex; membrane
Molecular function (GO): inositol 1,4,5 trisphosphate binding; protein binding; store-operated calcium channel activity
Source: RefSeq, a predicted model, not a curated record